Molecule: messenger RNA, 1203 nt
Organism: Ogataea haglerorum
Lineage: Eukaryota; Fungi; Ascomycota; Pichiomycetes; Pichiales; Pichiaceae
Exons: 1
Coding region: 1-1203 (400 amino acids)
Molecular function (GO): protein binding
Source: RefSeq, a predicted model, not a curated record
AUGUACCCAAUCGAUGAGUCGCCUAUGCAAGAGGGUUUGCAAUCUAGCUACUGGAAAAUCGAUUACGGUUCUCCAUUAAAUCCAUACGAAUUUUUGAAUAGUUUGGACGUCAGCCAGGACUUGGUUGCCGUUGGAUCUUCUUCAAGUCUCCAGAAUAUCAAAAUAUUCAGUCUGGACACUGAGAAGAACUUGCUUGGUUAUUUAACCAGUUUUAGUGCACCAAAUGUCUGCUCUAUAAAAUGGUUGCACAAUGUUCUUGACGAGACAAAUGAUUUGAAUCUGAUGGUGACUGGCCACACUAAUGGCAUUGCUAAUCUCUCUCUUAUUUCAAACAUCAGGUCUGCAAACUUGACCCACGUCGACCUCAUCAAGCAGUUCAACCACAGAAAGCAUACUUCGUCGACAGAUAUUGGGGAGAACUUUCAAAUCGAGAUAAGCCCGAAAUCGUGGAAGUCUUGUCUGGCCAAUUCUAUGAUGUCUAUCUACAAAGAGAGCAUUUUCUUGUGGGAUACUUCAAGAUCCUCGAGUCCUCUCUACAAAAACAAAGCCCGGGGUAUAAAAUCCUUUGGAGCUAGUGAAAAUAACGACGGGCUGGUUGCUUUUGCAGGAUCCUUCGGUAUCAGGCUGUUUGAUAUGAGAUCUGCAACCCAAACAGAUCUCUGCACUUCGACAUAUCUCUCGUACAAGCACACCAAAACGCGCCUCAUAGAAUGGUCUCCACAAAACCCAUAUCAACUAUGUGCUGCAGUGGAGAACAACAGCAUCCAGCUGUGGGAUAUUCGAAAACAGCAGCCGCUCGCCACCAUGGAUGGCCAUUCAAGUGCCAUCACAGCCGUUGAAUGGGUUUCGGAAAACAGUAUCUUUACAGGAGCCAAAGACGGACGUAUUAUCUAUUGGAAUAUGAAGGACGUCGUGUUCAGAGACAGUCCGGUCAAGUGUUCCAUUGAAGGAAAAGAUUAUGAAAGCUACCAGUGUGGCACAUCCAUUGAGUCUUCCAAAACCGGUAUCAUCAACUUGAAUUCGUCUAACGGGAAGCUUAUUAGUCUUGACGAUAGUUACAUCGGGCUGCACCGCGAGUCUGUGCAGCAGUCACUUCGCAAACCCAGUAAUCAUUCCGAUGUAACCUUAGUCGAACAAGCGCCUCUUGACAAGCUGAUGCGGCAACUCAAUCUCUAUAUCGAUGAUAUAGAGACCUAUAUCUAA